Mixia osmundae IAM 14324 is the source of this 504-nucleotide messenger RNA. RefSeq lists its product as uncharacterized. The record is from RefSeq and is a predicted model, not a curated record. Lineage: Eukaryota; Fungi; Basidiomycota; Mixiomycetes; Mixiales; Mixiaceae. The coding region runs from base 1 to 504 and encodes 167 amino acids. The transcript has 4 exons.
AUGAUGCUUGCCUACUUCCUGUGUGCUCUCUUCAGCUUCCUUGCUGUCGCCGCCAGCCCCGACAGUGUUGGACAGACUCACCAGCUCGCAGAACGCGCCGGUCCCAUCGAAAUUCUUGGCUUCGAGCUUGGCGGCCCCGGACAGGCCGUAUACUUUAUGAAGACUCUUCAGAUCGUUUACAAUCCACAGACUGGCCUUUUCGAAGCAGGCCAACUCUUUGAUGACGACAUCUACCAACAGAUGGACGGCAGAUGCAAGGCACAUACACAGACUGGUAUCCUUUGGUCGACCAAGGACAGCAAAGGCAACAAUGUCGAGAUCGACUUUGUGCUCUAUCAUCACGUGGCGGUGACAGACGGUUUCAGAGCAGUCGGCGAAGAUAGUUACGACGGUCUGAUCUAUUUCAAUGACUCGCAUAUCCCCAUCAGAAUCACCAGCUCGCGCGGUGUCGUUGCCGGCCGCCAUUUGUUCUCUCUCGUCAAUUACGGACCCGGCACCUGGUAA